AUGGCCUUCAUUCGUUUCUUCGUCAUAGCAGUUUUGAUUUCAAACUGCGCUGCUGAUUUAAUCGACAAAGACAUCGAUUAUGCCGUUAGUGCGCAAUGGUCAAAGUUUAUGGCUCGACUGACGAGAACGCUAGGCCAUCAACAACCCAAAGAACGUGAACUGAAUUUGCCCGAAGAAAGGCCUACUGUCGAUGAACGACAAGACGCUGCUGACAACACGGCGAGCGAUGGAACUAAAGCCUCUAGCAGUACCGAUGUUAAAGCCAGCAGUAGCAGUAGCAGUAGCAGUAGCAGUAGCAGUAGCGGUAGCGGUAGCAAUAGCAACAACAAUAGUAAUACUAGCAGUAGCAGCACAGGCGGUUCGAGCAGUAGCAGUAGCAGCAGUAGCAGCAGUAGCAGUGGCUAG
This is a messenger RNA of Daphnia magna, 405 nucleotides long. RefSeq lists its product as uncharacterized. Bases 1 to 405 code for a protein of 134 amino acids. NCBI's taxonomy places the organism in Eukaryota, Metazoa, Arthropoda, Branchiopoda, Diplostraca, Daphniidae. The transcript has 2 exons. The record is from RefSeq and is a predicted model, not a curated record.